GUGGCCUUGAUGCUCACUAGUCCUCGGCCUCCCUCUUUCCGCUUAGCGUACAGUCUCAGGGUGCUGGAUAAAUAUAUGCUGCUUGGAUUUAUUGUUAGGUAUGCUAAACAUCCAUUGAUGAUCAAAGUGCCAUGAAUAUAUUGUAACAUACAGUCAUCCAGCAGUUGAUCAUAGUCAGUCAGAAUAGAACAACUGACAGAACCCCCACAGUACAAUGGGCCGACUGAAAUCUGAGGCUACAGAAUGACCAACGUUACAUAAAAUCACACUCACUAAUGUUUUGUGUGUGUCUCCUCCCCCAGGCCAAGGGUCAUGGGAAGUGGCCAGUGAAAUGGUAUGCUCCUGAGUGUAUAAACUACUUCAAAUUCUCAUCCAAAAGUGAUGUGUGGAGCUUUGGGGUACUCAUGUGGGAGGCCUUCUCCUUUGGCCAGAAACCAUACAAGGGAAUGAAAGGAAAUGAUGUCAUGCAGAUGAUUGAAGGUGGAAGACGUAUGGACGCCCCAGUGAACUGUCCAGAAGAGAUGUAUGACCUCAUGAGGACCUGCUGGACAUACAAGGCAGAUGAAAGGCCUGGAUUUAAUGUUGUUGAGCCAAGACUACGAGAGUAUUAUUAUGACAUUGCACAGUAAUUCCUCACAUGGAUGUUAUGAGUCUAUGCAAACUAUAAAAAAACUGCAUCAUAUCCUGUAUGAAUGACUGGAGAUGGUUAUGCUGUUGUAAAAUACUGACUUCAACUCAAGAAUUUAUGUAGAUUUUUAAACAUUGACCAUAAUUAUGCAAAUGUAAUGUUUUUUUUUUUAUUACUUAUUUUGUUCCUUCCUGAAUGUAAACAAUAUGAACAUUGUAACAAACAGAUACAAGUCCAGCUUAUUCUAUUACAGACAUGUUACAGAUACAUUAAUUUGUUAGAUGUGUUUCAUACUGUAAGUGCAUUAUAUGUAUUCUAGCUUUACCCUUUGAUCCUUGAAUGAAGAUCUGAUAUCAGUGUAAUGGAGAGAUAGGACUGUCCUCAGUCUCUGUAAUCACAUAUGAAUAAAUUCCAUCACUGGUAAAUGGUAAA
Molecule: messenger RNA, 1060 nt
Organism: Morone saxatilis (striped sea-bass)
Lineage: Eukaryota; Metazoa; Chordata; Actinopteri; Moronidae
Product: tyrosine-protein kinase SYK-like
Exons: 3
Coding region: 276-629 (117 amino acids)
Biological process (GO): positive regulation of kinase activity; protein phosphorylation; multicellular organism development
Cellular component (GO): signaling receptor complex
Molecular function (GO): ATP binding; transmembrane receptor protein tyrosine kinase activity
Source: RefSeq, a predicted model, not a curated record